AUAUGUUCAUUGUCACAGUCACAUUCUAUCGUUAACACGAUGAACUAUAUCUUAGCAACAUUAGCCACUUUUACAGUGAUAGUAGUAAUAAAUGCAGUGUAUCAGAAAUUAACCAACGGAGUAUGCAAGUCCAAAAAGAAAUUAGGAGGAAAAGUAGCGUUAGUGACUGGAGGAACAUCUGGUAUAGGACUGGAGAUAGCAAAGGACUUCGCUCGCCGAGGAGCCAAGGUCAUCGUCGCCUGCCCUUUCAAAGAAGAAGGAGAAAAUGCAAAAACGAUUAUCAUGAAAGAAACGGGCCACGAAGUUGUAUUUAAAUUACUGGACCUAGCAUCUUUAAAAUCCAUAAGAGACUUCGCAGCCGAUAUUAUGAAGACAGAAGACAGACUAGAUAUUCUAAUGAAUAACGCCGGUGUUGGGUUACCAGGAGACUUUUAUACACAAGACAAAAUCAACUUUGUAAUGCAGGUCAAUUACUUCGGACAUUUCUUACUCACUUUGCUGCUUUUGCCGCUCCUGAAGAAGUCUGCGUCGAAAUCAGAGCCCAGUCGGAUCGUCAAUACGUCAUCGGGGUUGCAUUUGCUAGGAAGCACAAAUAUAGAGAAACUAAAUCGUACAGGAUAUUGGUAUAAACUACAGCUUUAUAGCAACAGUAAAUUAUGUCUUGUGCUAUUUGCUCAUGAGUUGAGCAAAAGACUUAAAGGAUCCAAUGUUGUAGUGAACGGUUUUGAACCCGGAAUCGUAGGCACGAGAAUAUUUAACAGUUUAAACGUUGUUACAGGCACAAUAAUUACUUUUUUGGCGAAAAUAUUGUUCAAAACUGCUCGGGAUGGUGCACAGACGGCGAUUCACAUAGCGGUAGACGAUGCAGCUGGCAAAGUUUCGGGACAACACUUCAAAGAUUGUGAACUCACGCGUGCUAAAAAGUCGGCCUAUGAUGAUGUUAUAGCUAAAAAACUAUGGGAAGAAUCGACUCGGCUUGUUAAAUUGAGCAAUGAUGAAAUUGAGAAGUAUAUUAACGGAUUUCAAUGAAAUAUUUUCAAAGUUUUAAAUUCUAAUUCAAAAAUAUCUUUAUUCAGUAGGUAACAUAAGUAGUUACACUACGUAUAGUAUUUUUUUACAUAACGCAUUUCUCAUCCGCCUAAAACUACUGCAGCUUCGCACAACCUGUAUAGCCGGGGAAAAGAAGCUGCAAGAAAACGUCGGCCCUAGACGUUCUUUAAAAAAAUCAUAAAAUAUUAUUAUAUUAUUUAGUCAUUUGUAAGGUGUUUAUUUUUUGGUAUUUAAAAAUAUAUUUUUUUCGAUAUAAAUUUCCCUUAAUCAAACUACACCUAGUCAUGAAAAACUUUGCGCACCCAAAAAAUAACAAUUUGUACUCUAAAAUAUAGAACAACGUAGUUACAGUGGUCACACCGAUGAGGAAAUAUAUAUAAGAUAAGAUAAGAUAAGAUAAGAUUCUUUAUUUGCCAUAAAUGCAGUGUGAUAUAAAAUUACCCUAAAACAUA
This is a messenger RNA of Pectinophora gossypiella (pink bollworm), 1502 nucleotides long. RefSeq names its product retinol dehydrogenase 11-like. The record is from RefSeq and is a predicted model, not a curated record. The coding region runs from base 40 to 1029 and encodes 329 amino acids. NCBI's taxonomy places the organism in Eukaryota, Metazoa, Arthropoda, Insecta, Lepidoptera, Gelechiidae. The transcript has a single exon.